Anguilla anguilla (European eel) is the source of this 2730-nucleotide messenger RNA. Its product is annotated as vesicle transport protein SEC20-like. The record is from RefSeq and is a predicted model, not a curated record. Gene Ontology annotation, biological process: retrograde vesicle-mediated transport, Golgi to endoplasmic reticulum. Bases 49 to 882 code for a protein of 277 amino acids. Gene Ontology annotation, cellular component: endoplasmic reticulum; SNARE complex. NCBI's taxonomy places the organism in Eukaryota, Metazoa, Chordata, Actinopteri, Anguilliformes, Anguillidae. The transcript has 6 exons. Gene Ontology annotation, molecular function: SNAP receptor activity.
CUCUGACUCGGAUUGACCGGCCUGCUUUCCGUAGUUUUCGGCUAGACGAUGGCGUCUAGUCUGGAUGUUCACGUCCGAAUAUGUGGACAAGAAAUAAUUAAAUACGAUUUAGAAAUUAAAGCUCUCAUUCAGGAUAUAGGGGAAUGUCCUGGACCACAAAGCGAGCUCGCGGAUUUAAACUCUGAAGUAAAGGAGAAAUUCCGUCAUCUGAGAUUGCGGAUUCAGGUGAGCGUCCAGGCGCAUCGUUUCUCAGAGACGAUGGGAUAUUCGUCCUGUAUUUUAGUAGGCUUGGUUUGGAGUUAUUACCAUAGGUUACCAUGCAACUUUAGCUUGAUGCUAGGAAUAUGGCGGAAUAACUCUCUUCUACAGGAUCUGGAGCAAAUGGCGAGGGAACAGGACAAGGAGUCGGAGAAGCUGUCCAUACUGAGGGAGGUAGAAGGUCACCGGAGGCAGAUGCUGAGCAACCAGACAGCCUGGAGGAAGGCCAACCUGGCCUGCAAGCUGUCCAUGGAUAACCAGGAGAAGGAGGAGCUGAUUCAUGGAGGAGAUUCCCCCCUGAGGCAGAGAAAGAUGACCAAAGAGAGCCUGGCCCAGUCCUCCAGUGACAUCACAGAGAGCCUGAUGAGCAUCAGCCGGAUGAUGUCACAGCAAGUGCAGCAGAGCGAGGAGACGAUGAGCUCACUUGCCACGUCCGCCAGGACGGUUCUGCAGACCAACGAGGAGUUCAAGGCCAUGACCGGGACCAUCCAGCUGGGCCGCAAGCUCAUCACCAAGUACAACCGGCGCGAGUUCACCGACAAGCUGCUCAUCUUCCUCGCUCUGGCGCUCUUCCUCGCCACCGUCCUCUACAUUCUGAAGAAGCGGCUCUUCCCCUUCCUGUAGAGGACGCGAAACCCGACUUUCAGGUUCCGCUCCGUCUGAGCUGCUGUUUCAUCCUGCUUCUUUUGGAAAGAUGAUACCUUUUUGGCUAUUAUUUCCCCUCCCAAGUUUGUUUCUGGCUUUUAAGAGAUACAUUCCAGGCUUUUAAGAGAUCGGGUCUAGGCUUUUAAGAAAUCCAGUCCAGGCUUCAAAGAAAUCCAGUCCAGGCUUCAAAGAAAUCCAGUCCAGGCUUUGAAGAGAUGCAUUCCAGGCUUUUACGAAAUCCAGUCCAGGCUUUUAAGAGAUCCAUUAGUGUGUUGCUCUCACAUAUGUGGUCCAGUACUCUGUCCAGCUCCUGUCUGCACUGUUAGUAAAGGGGAACCCUCUUUUGUGUGGGCUUGCCCUUGUUUGCUGUUUUAUUUGGGUCAUCUGAGCUUCUCCAGGAAGUAGACAUUUUGGCAGAAGGGUUGCAGGCAGCAGUUUGCCCAUGCUCUGCUCCACAGGCCAGGAGUGCUUCAGAAAUCAGGCGGUCCGUGUCAGCGGGUCCUAUUCAUACGCUCUCAGAAACACAAGCAGAGGGCUAGCUUCCAACUUUAUAUUUACUGCAUAAAUUAUAUAUUUAAAAGUUUAUACAUUAUGGUUACAAAAUGUAGUUUUAUACAUUUUAUUCUGUGUGCGCACUGUUUCCUGCUGAAUGGCCUGGCUCUGUGUUCGUCGGGCACUGUGACAGGUCAUAGUGUGCCAGGCUGUGUCCGUCAGGCACUGUGACAGGUCAUAGUGUGCCAGGCUGUGUCCGUCAGGCACUGUGACAGGUCAUAGUGUGCCAGGCUGUGUGCGUCAGGCACUGUGACAGGUCAUAGGCUGUGUCUGUCAGGCACUGUGACAGGUCAUAGUCUGUGUCCGUCAGGCACUGUGACAGGUCAUAGGCUGUGUCUGUCAGGCACUGUGACAGGUCAUAGGCUGUAUCCGUCAGGCACUGUGACAGGUCAUAGUGUGCCAGGCUGUGUCUGUCAGGCACUGUGACAGGUCAUAGUAUGCCAGGCUGUGUCUGUCAGGCACUGUGACACGUCAUAGUGUGCCAGGCUGUGUCUGUCAGGCACUGUGACAGGUCAUAGUGUGCCAGGCUGUGUGCGUCAGGCACUGUGACAGGUCAUAGUGUGCCAGGCUGUGUCUGUCAGGCACUGUGACAGGUCAUAGUAUGCCAGGCUGUGUGCGUCAGGCACUGUGACAGGUCAUAGUAUGCCAGGCUGUGUGCGUCAGGCACUGUGACAGGUCAUAGUGUGCCAGGCUGUGUCCGUCAGGCACUGUGACAGGUCAUAGUGUGCCAGGCUGUGUCUGUCAGGCACUGUGACAGGUCAUAGUGUGCCAGGCUGUGUCUGUCAGGCACUGUGACAGGUUAUAUCGUGCCAGGCUGUGUCUGUCAGGCACUGUGACAGGUCAUAGGCUGUGUCUGUCAGGCACUGUGACAGGUCAUAGUAUGCCAGGCUGUGUCUGUCAGGCACUGUGACAGGUCAUAGUGUGCCAGGCUGUGUCCGUCAGGCAGUGGGCUGCACUGCUUUGGGAUAGUGCCUGUGUUUCUUGUGAACCGUGUCGUUGAAACUUUAGUUGUAACAGUAUAAUUUUGACGUCAUUGAUUUGGUACCAAGACCAAUUUUAUGAGCUAUGUUUUCAGGUGUACAUAUAAUGACAUACAUUGGCUUUAGUUUUUUUUUUUGUUUUUUACAUUGGAAACAUUGUUUAUAUAUAAUGUAAUUUCUAGAAAGUAAUUUGUAUUGAUGGUAUUUGAUGGAAACAAUAUAGGCCCAUUUGCUCUUUUAAUAAGUGUUACACAAAGUUCUGUUUCUGUCUUAAUUUGGUACUUUUUUACAUUUU